AUGAAGCCCUUCAUGCUGGCCAGCAUAUCCCUCUUCAUCUUUUUAUUCAUAGUUAUAUCUUACUUACUCUUUAAAGCUAAUCCUUGGCCUUUUACUAUUGCAACUCUCUUCUCCCUUUUCCUUUUCCUCUUAAACUUUUGGUCAGUGCCAGGAGGGUUUGCAUGGAGAAACUAUAUUCACUAUCAAAAACCUAAAAAACUUCUUGGACCUUUUUCUUGGCCCUUCUUGGGGUUUCUACCUCAAAUGGGAUCUCAUGCUCAUCAGAAGCUCGCCACCCUUGCUACAUCGUUGGGUUCGACUCGACUCAUGAUUAUAAGCCUAGGUGCUACUCGAGUUAUCAUCAGUAGUCACCCUGACACUGCGAAGGAAAUUCUUUGUGGUACCUCAUUUGCAAAUCGUCCUGUGAAAGAAUCAGCUAAAUUGCUCAUGUUUGAACGAGCAAUUGGUUUCGCUCCUUAUGAGAGUUAUUGGCGAAAUCUAAGAAGAAUUGCUGCGAAUCACAUGUUUUCUCCUCGGAGAAUUUCAAGUUUUGAGAGUCUUCGACAAUUUAUAGCUGAUAACAUGAUAGAAGGAGUUGUCAAGGAGAUGAAUGAGAUUGGUUUUGUUGAGGUUAGAGGGAUAUUAAGAAAAGGGUCUUUGAGAAAUAUACUGGAAAGUGUGUUUGGGAGUACUUUAGGUUUAGAAGGUGAAAAACUAGGGUUAAUGGUGAAGGAAGGAUAUGAAUUGAUUGGAGAAUUUAAUUGGUCUGAUUAUUUUCCUUUAAGGUUUUUAGACUUUUGGGGUACUAAGAGAAGGUGUCAUAAAUUGGCAGCUCAAGUGAAUGAAUUGGUUGGCGAAAUAGUGAAAGAAAGAAGAAGAGAGGGAGAAUUAAACAUGAAAAAUGACUUCCUUAGUGUGUUGCUAUCUUUGGCAAAAGAAGAUCAACUUACUGAUGCAGACAUGGUGGCUGUUUUGUGGGAAAUGGUGUUUAGAGGAACAGAUACAGUUGCCAUCCUUCUAGAGUGGAUCAUGGCAAGAAUGGUUUUACACCAAGAUGUUCAAGCAAAAGCACAAAAAGAGAUUGACACGUGCGUUGGUCAUAACAAGCACGUGCGGGACUCAGACAUACAAAACCUUCCUUAUUUGCAGGCCAUUGUGAAGGAAGUUCUUAGAUUGCACCCACCAGGCCCACUUCUCUCUUGGGCCCGUUUAGCUAUCCAUGAUACUUAUGUAGAUAAGUGCUUCAUUCCUGCAGGGACAACUGCAAUGGUUAAUAUGUGGGCUAUUACACAUGACUCAACAAUUUGGGAAGAUCCAUGGGCCUUUAAGCCCGAAAGGUUUUGUGAUAAAGAAGAAGACAUCUCAAUUAUGGGUUCGGAUCUUAGGCUUGCUCCAUUCGGGUCUGGACGUCGGGUUUGCCCCGGAAGGGUAUUAGGGUUGGCCACAGUGCACCUCUGGCUAGCACGACUUCUCCAACAGUUCAAAUGGCUCCCAAGCAAACCUGUUGAUCUUGCUGAAUGUUUGAAGCUUUCCCUUGAGAUGGAGAAACCUCUAUCUUGUCGUGCAUUUACUCGAUAUGACACCUAAAUAAGCUUCUAUUAGUAGUAUCAUUAAUCAUAAGAAUUAUAAAACAAAAUAUAUGA
This is a messenger RNA of Nicotiana attenuata, 1622 nucleotides long. RefSeq names its product cytochrome P450 78A5-like. The transcript is spliced from 2 exons. The coding region runs from base 1 to 1566 and encodes 521 amino acids. Gene Ontology annotation, molecular function: monooxygenase activity; heme binding; oxidoreductase activity, acting on paired donors, with incorporation or reduction of molecular oxygen. Lineage: Eukaryota; Viridiplantae; Streptophyta; Magnoliopsida; Solanales; Solanaceae. The record is from RefSeq and is a predicted model, not a curated record.